This is a messenger RNA of Thalassophryne amazonica, 2134 nucleotides long. Its product is annotated as potassium voltage-gated channel subfamily V member 2-like. The record is from RefSeq and is a predicted model, not a curated record. Gene Ontology annotation, molecular function: voltage-gated potassium channel activity. Lineage: Eukaryota; Metazoa; Chordata; Actinopteri; Batrachoidiformes; Batrachoididae. Gene Ontology annotation, biological process: potassium ion transmembrane transport; protein homooligomerization. Gene Ontology annotation, cellular component: membrane; voltage-gated potassium channel complex.
AGGUGUCCUGCUCAGACCCGCCAUCUGUGGGUAAAGCAUUAUUAGGCAGCAGUAAUGCUGGCAGGUCUAAGUACACUGUCUGCUGUGUAGUGUAGUGGAGCAACAUGGGGAGCAUGAGGAAGGGGGUCAACUUGUGGAACAGGAGACAAAGUCUCUUCCCCAACUACAAAGUCGCAGAUACUCAUGCUAACCAAACACCUACUGAGACUGGCACUCCAUUAACCAAGGAAAGCUGCACCAAGACAUGGAACUCCAUGCAGGAACUGAGCAGGGACAUCUACGACAUUUAUGCAGAGUAUGAGGAUGAAUAUGAAGAUAACAUCUUCAAGCAGAUUCCAUCCUCCAAGAAGAACUACUUGAUCAACAUCAAUGUUGGUGGGAAGCCUUACCAGAUAGCUUACAAGAUGGCUGCCAAGUACCCCAAGACCAGAAUAGGGCGACUUGCCACCUACACAGACCACAACAUGAAGCUGGACCUGUGUGAUGACUACACUGUGACCAGCAAGGAGUACUUUUUUGACAGAGACCCAGAUCUCUUUCACUGUAUCUUCAACUUCUACAGGACCGGUGUGUUGCGCAUCAAGGAUGAACUCUGUCCCCGUAACUUCCUGGAGGAGAUCAACUACUGGGGUGUCCGGAUAAAGAACACGCACCGAUGCUGCCGUAUCUCCUUUGAAGAGCGGCAGGAUGAACUGAAUGAGCAACUGAAAAUCCAAAGGGAACUGGAAGCUGAAGUGGAGAUUGAGGAGAAUGAGGAGCUCUUUCAUGACAUGUUCAUGGGCCAAAAGCGGCGAGCUAUCUGGAAUCUUAGAAAGCCAUUUUCCUCUAUUAAGGCCAAACUGAUGGCGGUGGCUUCCAGUCUGUUUGUCCUGAUCUCCUUGGUGGCCAUGACUCUCAACACUGUGGACGAAAUGCAGUAUAGGACUGCCACAGGUCAGCUGAGUGGUAAAACAUAUUGGGAAUAUGUGGAGUCCAUGUGUAUCCUCUUCUUCACCAUGGAGUACCUGCUACGUCUGGUGUCUACCCCUGACCUUCAAGCCUUCAGCAGGAGUGUGCUCAACACUGUGGACCUGAUCGCUAUCCUGCCUCAGUAUUUACAAGCCAUCCUGGAGUUCUUUGAUAAUGAAGAAAACUAUAUGAAGCACGAGGCUGACAUGCAGGCGGUGGGCCAGGUAGGGAAACUGGGGCAAGUGUUGCGGAUCAUGAGACUGAUGAGAAUCUUUCGUAUUUUGAAGCUGGCGCGACACUCCACCGGUCUGCGUGCCUUUGGUUUCACUCUGCGACAGUGCUACCAGCAAGUGGGCUGCCUGUUCCUCUUCAUUGCUAUGGGCAUCUUCACCUUCUCUGCCAUGGUUUAUACCGUGGAGCAUGACAUGCCACGCACAAACUUCACCAGCAUUCCUCACGCAUGGUGGUGGGCAGCUGUCAGCAUCUCCACUGUGGGCUACGGAGACGUCUACCCAGAGACCAUGCUGGGACGUAUCUUCGCAUUCAUCUGCAUCGCGUUUGGAAUCAUCCUGAAUGGACUGCCCAUUUCCAUCCUCUUCAACAAGUUCUCGGACUACUACUCCAAACUCAAGUCCAAUCAGUACACGGCCUCCCUGAAGAAACGGGGGAAAAUCAGAUUUGCCAAGAGGACAGCGAAAAAGCUGAACAAUUAUUUUGGAAAGCAGCAUUGUCAUGCACACUGAUGUCAUAUGAGACAAUACGAAUGUGCAUCAAUUAAACAACUUUUCACCACUGCAAACAUGAAAGUGCUCACAGCAGCACCUCUAAACAUGGUGUGUUUAUAGUUGGGUGACUGGUGAAACAGAGACUCUUCCUGGUUAGAUAGGAAGCAUGCUGCACUCACUGAAGCCCCAGUAUAACCAUCUCACUGCUCCUUUUGGAUGCAGGUGUUGAUGGAGGCCCCAUAUACAAAGGCAUUUGGUCUGUGCAUAAAAAUUAUACACAAAUCGUGUUCACUUUGGCAAAACAUGUCAUUUUAACUCUUUGACCAAAUUGACCUCAUUGUGAACAUAGUCAAUAAACGUUUUCAAUCAUUGACUUAAGUAAAAAAUUAAAAGUUUAUAGUAAAUGGACAUCUUGUUGGGCUUUAAAAUGUUUCACCACUUAUCAAAACAACUUGUUUACU